GAUAUCUACAAGUAGUCAUAUCUUAUCUUUUACCAUGGCUGCAUAUCUCAGCAAGAUCCGCGUGUCAGAACAUGCCUACAACUCAUACAAGGGGUAUAAGUAAAGCUGUAUACUGUACCUUAUUAUCAGCUUGAAAAUGUCAGACAGUUCAGCAACGUUCUCAGAAGAUGGUCAACGAUGCCAACUGGCUCUUGGAAACAACGUCUUUGUGGUGGCAAAGUUCUGGCAUGGAAAGAUGAAAAUACACAUCAGAGAAUAUACCCAAGAAAGAGGAAGAUGGUUUCCUAUGAAAAGAGGGAUCACAUUAACGUUACAGCGCUGGAUGGAGCUUGUGUCAAACAAAGCUAGAAUUGAAGAAACAAUGGAAAGCGGUGGACUAUUGAAAUGUCAUCUAGGAGGAAAUAUGUAUGCAGAAAUGGAUAAUACAUACCCUGGACUGGACAUACGCAAAUGGUAUUGGUGUGGAAAGCAAAACGUCGUCAAACCUUACAAGCGCCCGGGAAUCAAGCUGGAUGUGGAUCAGAUGAAGCAGCUGUUAAACUGCUUUAUCGUCAUGCCGGACUUUGUGUCUGAACUUUUGAACGUUGUGCCCUGCUACAUGCAGAAGGAUCACAUGAACCAGUUUGGUUAUUUUAUGUGUCCAGAAUGUAACCCAAACGGCCUGUCCGUAUGGGGUCCUACUCCUGUGUAACCUGUACUUGUGCAUAAUGUAUAUAAACUUUGUUUUAUUU
This is a messenger RNA of Haliotis rufescens (red abalone), 731 nucleotides long. RefSeq lists its product as uncharacterized. Lineage: Eukaryota; Metazoa; Mollusca; Gastropoda; Lepetellida; Haliotidae. The coding region runs from base 137 to 691 and encodes 184 amino acids. The transcript has a single exon. The record is from RefSeq and is a predicted model, not a curated record. Gene Ontology annotation, biological process: regulation of DNA-templated transcription. Gene Ontology annotation, molecular function: DNA binding.